Chelmon rostratus (copperband butterflyfish) is the source of this 4522-nucleotide messenger RNA. RefSeq names its product TNF receptor-associated factor 7 (gene traf7). Gene Ontology annotation, molecular function: zinc ion binding; protein binding. Gene Ontology annotation, biological process: Notch signaling pathway; ribosomal large subunit assembly. Gene Ontology annotation, cellular component: nucleolus. Bases 132 to 2216 code for a protein of 694 amino acids. NCBI's taxonomy places the organism in Eukaryota, Metazoa, Chordata, Actinopteri, Chaetodontiformes, Chaetodontidae. The transcript is spliced from 22 exons. The record is from RefSeq and is a predicted model, not a curated record.
GUGAGGCAGAGGGAGAGAGAGAAGAUUUAGGAAUUCGUCUGCAGACCUGAGGCUGCGCUGUUACAAAAUAAUGGCCUAGCAGUCCAGCUAGCUGCUAGUGUUUCCUCGUGCAUUUGUGUGUGCUUUGGGUUAUGAGCAGCGGUAAGACGCCGCGCUACAACAGAUACUCCGGAGGAUCAGCAGCAGCCGCCAUAGCAGCCAUCCCCAGCGGUCCCUCCACCACCCCAGCCGACUCCAGCAGCGGGAGCAAGAUGGAGGCUUCAUUUGGCCCUACCUUCUCAGCCGUGGCUGCUGGAAGUAAAGCAGAAGGGUCCAGCACCUACAAGCAGCAUAGAAGAACUCCCUCCUCCUCCAGCACUCUAACCUACUCUCCCCGGGAUGAUGACGAUGGAAUGCCUCCCAUUGGUACUCCUCGAAGGUCGGAUUCAGCCAUCUCAGUCCGAUCUCUCCAUUCUGAGUCCAACAUGUCUCUUCGCUCCACUUUCUCUCUGCACGAAGAGGAGGAGGACACGGAGCCCCAGGUUUUUGCUGAACAGCCGUCAGUAAAACUGUGCUGCCAGUUGUGCUGUAACGUCUUCAAGGACCCCGUCAUUACCACAUGUGGCCACACCUUCUGCAGACGAUGUGCCUUGACUUCAGACAAGUGCCCAGUGGAUGCAGCUAAGCUAACGGUUGUAGUGAACAACAUUGCGGUAGCCGAGCAGAUCGGAGAGCUCUUCAUUCACUGUAAAUACGGCUGCAGGGCGACAGCCGGCGGUGCAGGCGGGGCUGCAGCCUCCACCUCCACAGUGGCUGGGAAACCUGGAGCGUACGAGGUUGACCCACUCGGGUGUCCGUUCACCAUCAAACUGUCUGCACGCAAAGAACAUGAGGCCAGUUGUGACUACAGGCCAGUUCGCUGCCCCAACAACCCCUCCUGCCCCCCGCUGCUCACCAUGAACCUGGAGGCUCACCUCAAAGAAUGUGAGCACAUCAAAUGUCCACACUCCAAAUACGGCUGCACGUUCAUUGGUAACCAGGACACAUAUGAAACACACCUGGAGGUGUGUAAAUUUGAGGGUCUGAAGGAGUUUCUGCAGCAGACUGAUGACAGGUUCCAUGAGAUGCAGCUGACUCUGGCCCAGAAGGACCAAGACAUUGCUUUCCUGCGCUCCAUGUUAGGCAAACUGUCUGAGAAGUUAGAUCAGCUCGAGAAAAACCUGGAGCUCAAAUUUGAUGUGCUGGACGAGAACCAGAGUAAACUGAGCGAGGACCUGAUGGAAUUUCGCAGAGACGCCUCCAUGCUUAACGAUGAGUUGUCCCACAUCAACGCCAGGCUCAACAUGGGAAUCCUGGGCUCAUACGACCCCCAGCAGAUCUUCAAGUGUAAGGGGACAUUUGUUGGCCACCAGGGUCCCGUUUGGUGUCUGUGUGUCUACUCCACUGGAGACCUCCUCUUCUCUGGAUCCUCAGAUAAGACGAUCAAGGUGUGGGACACCUGCACCACCUACAAGUGUCAGAAAACCCUGGAAGGUCAUGAUGGCAUCGUACUGGCUCUGUGUAUCCAGGGAAACAGGCUAUACAGUGGCUCUGCAGACUGCACCAUCAUUGUGUGGGACAUCCAGACCCUACAGAAAGUCAACACUAUUCGUGCCCAUGACAACCCUGUAUGCACACUGGUCUCCUCCCACAACAUGUUGUUCAGCGGCUCCCUCAAGGCCAUAAAGGUGUGGGACAUCGUGGGCACGGAGCUGAAGCUGAAGAAGGAGCUGACCGGUCUGAAUCACUGGGUUAGAGCGCUGGUGGCCUCCCAGAACCACCUGUACAGCGGCUCGUAUCAGACCAUCAAGAUUUGGGACAUCCGGUCUCUGGAGUGCGUUCACGUCCUGCAGACCAGCGGGGGCAGCGUCUACUCCAUCGCCGUCACCAACCACCACAUCGUCUGUGGCACUUAUGAAAACCUCAUCCAUGUGUGGGACAUAGAGUCUAAAGAGCAGGUGCGGACCCUGACAGGUCAUGUGGGAACAGUUUACGCUCUUGCUGUCAUCUCCACUCCUGACCAGACCAAAGUGUUCAGCGCCUCCUACGACCGCUCGCUCAGGGUGUGGAGCAUGGACAACAUGAUCUGUACCCAGACCCUGCUGAGACACCAGGGCAGUGUGACGGCGCUGGCCGUCUCCAGGGGACGCCUCUUCUCUGGAGCUGUCGACAGCACCGUCAAGGUGUGGACAUGCUAAGCAAACAGUUUGCUCUGCAGGAGUCCAGUCGACCUCCCAUGACUCUAUGAACGGUAACCUUUCCACGCGAUUUCCUCCUCCACACCUGUUUCAUUGAUUGUGAUUUAACGGCCACAGACCAAUAAUAACCGCCACUUCACGAUCAAGCUGCAUCGGAACUAUUUUACUAAGUGUUGCUUUUAAAACUUCAGACAAACAGCCCGACGCCCGGACUGUUAGGGCUGAGGGUCAGCUCGGGGUCACGCUCCGUAGUGACCUCAUCACCAGUGCAUUAUGGGGCAAAUUAAGACAAGCUGCCUUACAGUUGCACCGCACUGCGCCAAAACCAAGCGACCGGACGCUGCAUCCCUGUCAUCAGAGCAGGACGCAGAGAGUUUCUCAAACUGUAGAUGGUCCUGCCUGCUUCCUGCGGACACACCUGCCAUUUCAGAACUGUUCUGAUGAUGCAUACUGUUCAAAUAAGUCUAAGGGCUGGUUUCACAAUCAUGGAGUGACACCACAACACUGCAAAUGUAUGUUACCCCAGAACGCACCAGGACAAUGACAAGACAUUCAUACUGGGACUAGGUUGUUUUGUGCAAAUGUAGCAGCAGCAGUUUUAUGUUAAAAUGCAAGUGAAGAUAAAUUCUCUUCCCACAUAUUUACAUUUGCUGGUUGGAGGUCAAAAAUGAGCCGCCCUGCAGCUGCUGUGCAUCUGAUGUGUUUUCACACAGACUUACCGUUUGUACUGACGGUAACGGCCUGGCUCUGCGAAAGCUGUCAGGCAAAAGCACAGGACUGCGUGAGUGGAGAUACGUGAUUGUAGCGGGAAUCCAGAAACUGAAAGUCGUCUAGAAACAGUGUCAUCGUCACAUAGUUUGUCCAUCAGAGUGUGAUGACAAGUUUAUUUUCAUACUGGAAAACAUCCCGCUCAUGUAUCUCUGUCACAGAUCUUUAGAAAAAUAGAUCAAUAAUUGAUAUAAUAAUUGUUCAUGUUAAAAAAAAAACCCUACUAAUUACCAACAGCUGUUAAGAUUUCUUUUCUUUUUUCCUCCCAAGUAUUGACAAAAAUCCAUUAUUGGUCAGGCUAUAGAAACCACGGUGACACGUGUACACGUCAGCACAUGGUUGCAGAAUUUUUCGCCCAUAGCUGAGGUUUGCACCCGUCAGUCCGGUUGAGCUGCACGUAGAAACCCGGGGGUGAAUUUUACAUCAAGUAGUACGAAUGAGAAACAGCAAAGAUCAAAGCAUAUCUCAGCGAGCAUCGGGAUGGGAUGAACCCUGAACAUUAAGGAAUCCUGCGCUCUCUGACCAACUCGUGUGUCGAUGCUAACGUCGACUGAGCAGCAUCGAAAAUGAACAAAAGACAUUUCCACUUGUGAGCGGAGGAUGUCCAGACGAAGACGGUUUGUCUCUUACGGCUCAGUUUCAGUUCUUUGUGGGACAAGUGCACACGUGGAACACGGACCGCCCCCCCCCCUGCUUGUUCAUUGUGGCGUCGCCCAGUGGAGCUCUGUGAAACCAGCCUUUAUAAAACACCUUUUAAUAAGUGAAGACUUUAAAGAGAAGGAGAGAUCUAUAGAUUUACUGAGUUUUAUAUUAGUGCCAUGAUAGAGCUGUAUUCAGAGCCACUCAACAGUUGUACAGUUGUGUAAAAUAACAGAUGGUGCCGAGCCCGGACGUGUGCUGGCCUAUGUGACAGAGAGGGACAGGGAGAGGGAAGACGCUGUGUGUGCAUGUAUGUGUCUGUGUAUAUGUGAGCGUGCGUCAAUGAGUGCCAUAUGUGUGGAAGACAAGUAAGGACAGACUGUAAUGAUGUGUCUUUCUCUCCCCUCUUCCUGCGCCCUCCCCCUCUCUGACCUCUAACCUCAACUGGUUAGAGGAAACAUGACUACAGAUUAAUACUGAUUGUUGUUUUUUGACUAUAACACUCGAGGGACUUCCAGUGAAAGCAAGCAGUUGAUUGUGUGUGAUGAACCUUAGAACUCCCAGAGGCAAAUGCAGAGUAAGUGCCAUUGAGCUUUCCCAAAUUAUGUUUCUGGACCCAUAUUGGGUUGAAAGUGUGAACAAUGACUAAAUAUGCCUUGGAGGGUAGUUUUAAUUCCAUGAGGUCAUGCACAUCCAGACCCGAAUUAGGUUUUCGCAGAUGUUCAGAGGUAUUUUGCCUUCACGUCAAUGCCGAUCUGGCCACUACUUACUCUUAACCUUGGUGAGGAAGGCGGUGGGGAAGAGAGGAAGCGUCUUCACUGGUCACAGUUUCAGUGAUUUCUUGUAUACUUGUAAUCAUUUAAGCCUAAGUUGAUCAUUGAUCAAUAAAACUGUUGUAC